Messenger RNA from Ctenocephalides felis (cat flea), 597 nucleotides. RefSeq lists its product as uncharacterized. The transcript has a single exon. Bases 1 to 597 code for a protein of 198 amino acids. Gene Ontology annotation, molecular function: nucleic acid binding. The record is from RefSeq and is a predicted model, not a curated record. NCBI's taxonomy places the organism in Eukaryota, Metazoa, Arthropoda, Insecta, Siphonaptera, Pulicidae.
AUGGAUUUAGUAGAACGUUGGCACAGAACCCUAAAAGCUGCACUGAUGUGUUCUUCUGAACCGUGGAUCAAGACACUACCCUACGUACUACUUGGUCUACGGAAUUCAUUCAAGGAAGACAUCAAGACAUCAGCAGCAGAGAUGGUUUACGGAACCACACUGAGACUUCCAGGUGAUUUUUUCAAUACAUCUAAUAACUCACAGAAUCCACAGGUCUUUCUAGAGAAUCAUCGCCGAAUCAUGUGUGCAUUGAAACCAACUCCAACAGCCCACCACAACAAAUCCAAGAUUUUCAUUUUGAAAGAUAUGGGCACAUGCACACAUGUAUUCCUCAGAGCAGAUCAUGUACGAAAGCCCUUGGAACCACCUUACAGAGGACCCUAUGAAAUACUUGAGCGAGUUUCUGAUAGGAUUUACAAACUUCGCGUUAAUGGGGCCGCAAAGAACUUCGCUGUUGAAAGGCUAAAACCAGCAUAUAUAAAUAAAACAGAUGCAGAUUACGAAUCACUUUCUCAACCACUUCAUACACAUCCCUGGGAGUCAUCAAAGGAACCUACAAAGAAAACAGCCAAAAAGAAAGUUGCGUUCAAUAUUUGA